This is a messenger RNA of Diaporthe citri, 1770 nucleotides long. RefSeq lists its product as uncharacterized. Bases 1 to 1770 code for a protein of 589 amino acids. NCBI's taxonomy places the organism in Eukaryota, Fungi, Ascomycota, Sordariomycetes, Diaporthales, Diaporthaceae. The transcript has 4 exons. The record is from RefSeq and is a predicted model, not a curated record.
AUGUGCGACGAGGCAAAGCCAACAUGCAAUCAGUGUGCCAAGUCACGACGACAAUGUCCUGGCUACAAGGACGAGUUCGACCUGGUGUUCCGCAAUGAGACCAAGGCCACGGAGAGGAGGGCGCAGAAGGCCAACAGGAAAGGGUCGGUCGCCUCGUCGUCCUCGGACAGGAGCAGCAUCGCCAGCUCCCCGUCGUCGAUCGAGUCGCUGUCGCCCAUCGCCAAGGAGUUUGUCAGGUCACCCACCGGCGAGAGCAUCUCACCACUGCUCAGCAUCCCCACCGACCAACUGGCCUCGUGCCACUUCUUCUCAAACUUCAUCCUGGUGCCGCGGCAGGGCAGCACCAGGGGCUUCAUGGAUUACCUGCUGCCCCUGAUGAAAUCGGAAGCCCAGAACAGCCAUCUCCAGCACGCCUUCAAUGCCUGCUCAUUGGCUCACCUGGGCAACCGUGUGAGGUCGACUUCUGAGGAUAUCCCCGACAAGGCGCUGUCAGAGUACACCAAGGCCUUGGCGGCAACACACACAGCGCUGAAAGACCCGGAGGCUUCAAAAACAGACGGCACGCUUGCGGCGGUCCUGUUACUGGGGUUGUACGAGAACAUAACAGCAAAGGAGAUGGGGAUGUUCUCGUGGGGAUCACACAUUGAGGGAGCCAUUUCACUCGUGAAGCAACGCGGGCGCAAGCAACUCAGGACCAAGACCGGGCUGCUCCUGUUCAUCGCGGUGCGCACGCAGAUGAUCAUCCACACGCUGACAUCGGGCAAGGCGCCCAUCAUGGGGGUGGACUGGUGGAUCAGCGACGCGGUCAAGGACUCAAGCGCGGCCGAGUGCCAGAAGAUUAACAUCAAGACGUCUGAGCUGCGGGCCGAGGUGACGAGGCUGAUGACGACGGUUGCGCGGACGCCCGAGAACAUCGAGCUGAUGCUGACGCUGAUCCGGCGGGCGCAGACGGUGGACCAGGAGUGUGUGCGGUGGAUGAAGAACGUGCCCGACAGCUGGGGGUACAAGUCUGUGGCGUGGGAGGACAGCGUGCCCAGCGGCGACUUCAGCAGGGCCGAGGUGUUCCCGGGACGCGUCGACGUCUACCGCGACUUCUACAUCGCCAGCGUGUGGAACAUGGUGCGCGUGACGCGGCUCGUGCUGGCGUCGGUCAUCGUGCGCUGCGCCGCGUGGGUGUGUUCGCCCGUCGACUACCGCACGACGCCCGAGUACGCGACCGCCGCGAGGACGUGCGUCGACACCAUCACCGACAUCAUUGCCAGCGUGCCCUACCACCUCGGCUGGCACCUCAAGCCCGAGAGGAAGCACCUGCUGGAGAAGCAGCUGAGCGGGUUCGCGUGCGGCGACGACGACUCGCUCAAGGGGUUGGCGGGCUACUUCCUGACGUGGCCGCUGGGGUGCGUCCAGAGCCAGGACUACACGACGGACGCGCAGAGGAGCUGGCUCAAGGGGAGGCUCAAGUACAUCGCCGACGAGCUGGGCGUCAAGUACGCGCACAUCCUGUGCCAGCUCAACGUGCGCAUACCAUCCAUGCUGAUCCGCAGGGACGGGCUCAUGGCGCAGCCGUACCCGAUGGCGCACAACUUCGUCAAGCUCAUGUCGGCGCGGUACGCGCCCCCGACGGCCGGCUACACGAUGAACCCGCUGCAGCAGCGCGAGGCCAUGAUGAAGGAGCAGUUCGAGAGUAAGAGGAAGGAGCUCCUACAGAACGCGUCCAACAACGCCGGGCCGGGGGUCGAGUACGUCGCCAAGAGCUGGCUGAGCGUGUGA